AUUGAUUAUUGGAAUGCUUCAUUCAACGAUCCUUCAACUGGCGUUGCACUUCUCGUGAUCCACUUUCCAACGUUCUUCGGGCGCCUUCUCCCUCAACUCUCUCCCCUUUGGCCCUCCUUGUUCCGGUUUAACCAGCAACCAUGAGGGAAAUCCUGCACAUUCAGGGCGGCCAGUGCGGCAACCAGAUUGGUGCCAAGUUCUGGGAGGUCGUGUGCGAUGAGCACGGCAUUGACCCUACUGGGACCUACCAUGGGGACUCAGAUCUACAAUUGGAGCGCAUCAAUGUGUACUACAACGAGGCCAGCGGUGGACGCUAUGUCCCCCGCGCUGUUCUCAUGGAUCUGGAGCCUGGCACCAUGGACAGCGUCAGGUCUGGGCCUUAUGGCCAGAUUUUCAGGCCCGACAAUUUUGUGUUCGGACAGACUGGAGCAGGGAACAACUGGGCUAAGGGUCACUACACAGAGGGUGCUGAGUUGAUUGAUUCCGUGUUGGAUGUUGUACGCAAGGAAGCGGAGAGCACAGAUUGCCUGCAAGGUUUCCAAGUGUGCCACUCCCUGGGUGGAGGCACAGGGUCAGGCAUGGGAACACUUCUCAUCUCCAAGAUUCGCGAGGAGUACCCCGACAGGAUGAUGCUCACCUUCUCAGUCUUCCCCUCUCCUAAAGUGUCUGACACCGUGGUGGAGCCCUACAACGCCACCCUCUCCGUCCACCAACUUGUGGAGAACGCUGACGAGUGCAUGGUCCUGGAUAACGAGGCCCUGUACGAUAUCUGCUUCCGGACCCUGAAGCUCACCACCCCCACAUUCGGCGACCUGAACCACCUGAUCUCUGCCACCAUGAGCGGCAUCACCUGCUGCCUGCGUUUCCCUGGUCAGCUCAACUCCGACCUGCGCAAGCUGGCCGUCAACCUGAUCCCCUUCCCCCGCCUCCACUUCUUCAUGGUCGGCUUCGCCCCCCUCACCUCCCGCGGCUCCCAGCAGUACCGCGCCCUCACCGUCCCCGAGCUGACCCAGCAGAUGUGGGACGCAAAGAACAUGAUGUGCGCCGCUGACCCCAGGCACGGGAGGUACCUCACCGCCUCCGCAAUGUUCCGUGGCCGCAUGAGCACCAAGGAGGUGGACGAGCAGAUGCUGAACGUGCAGAACAAGAACUCGUCCUACUUCGUGGAGUGGAUCCCCAACAACGUCAAGAGCAGCGUGUGCGACAUCCCCCCCAAGGGCCUCAAGAUGUCGUCUACCUUCAUCGGCAACUCGACCUCCAUCCAGGAGAUGUUCAAGCGCGUCAGCGAGCAGUUCACGGCCAUGUUCAGGAGAAAGGCGUUCCUCCAUUGGUACACGGGCGAGGGCAUGGACGAGAUGGAGUUCACUGAGGCCGAGAGCAACAUGAACGAUCUGGUCUCUGAGUACCAGCAGUACCAGGAUGCUAGCGCAGAGGAGGAGGGAGAGUACGAGGAGGAGGAGGGUGCGGAGCAAGAGGCAUCUUAGGUGUACGCAAGUCAAGCAGUGCAUAACCAGAUGCGUUUCAGUUCCUACUAUCAGAUGAGACUUGUUAUCAAGGGAGAUCCGAUCUGAUUUGAUACGAUGUCUAGGCUCCCACCAUUCUUUCUGGAUUGUCGUUGGAACAGUUCUUUAUGCUGAUCAAACAUUUGCGAGCGUCAACAUUUCGACAAUUCAUUUUGUUGCAUAAUGUGUUUGCUUCAAGCCUGAGUUUUACACGUCAGCAAUGCAGGUUCCGCAGACCACUGUGCGCUGCCAGACAGUCUCGCUGCCGCAUACGCUCGUAAGAUGCAAAAAGUUCGUUGGCACAUUGAAGCGACUCAUUCUUGUGGCCCCCGGCG
Messenger RNA from Klebsormidium nitens, 1837 nucleotides. Lineage: Eukaryota; Viridiplantae; Streptophyta; Klebsormidiophyceae; Klebsormidiales; Klebsormidiaceae. The record is from the annotation of a GenBank genome assembly.